GUCAAUAUUUUGCUGGAUAGAGAUUCAUCUUCAUGGGCCUCUGCAAUGGUUGGAUUUGACUUUUGACGCAGAUGGGUGCUCCUCGCAAUGCAAUCAAUUCAGUAUUAUAAUUCAAGAUUCAUCUUCAUGGGCCUCUGCAAUGGUUGGAUUUGACUUUUGACGCAGAUGGGUGCUCCUCGCAAUGCAAUCAAUUCAGUAUUAUAAUUCAACAAAUAAACUUCGGGAUGAUUUGGCAGCUGCCAGAGCUGUACUCAAGAAACAUUCCACGAUGUUAUUGACAGCUUCUAAAGUAUACGUAAGACAUCCUGAAUUAGCUGCGGCCAAAGCAAACAGAGAUUACGUGUUGAAGCAAGUUUGUGAAGCAGUCAACACCAUAAAUGAUGUUGCUCAGGGUAGAGUCACUCAACCGUCGUCUUGUCCUUAUGACGGACCAGGUGAAUUGGCAGCUGCACUUGAUGAAUUUGAUGAUCAUAUGGCGAUGGAACCAUUAGCCUAUAAUGAGGUCCACACCCGGCCUUCUCUUGAAGAACGCUUGGAGAGCAUUAUUAGCGGUGCUGCCCUAAUGGCAGAUUCGAGCUGCACUAGAGAUGAAAGAAGAGAACGUAUAGUUGCAGAAUGCAACGCUGUUAGACAGGCACUUCAAGAUUUACUAUCUGAGUACAUGUCGAACAUGGGUAAUAAGGACAAAAGUGAAAAGUUAGCUGGGGCUAUCGACAAUAUGGGGAGAAAGACGAGGGAUUUGAGAAGGCAGCUACGUAAAGCUGUUGUCGAUCACGUCUCCGACAGUUUUCUGGAAACGAGCGUACCACUUUUGGUCCUGAUCAAAGCAGCUCAAAGUGGCAAUGAAAAGGAAGUGGAGGAGUAUGCAGUAGUAUUCACCGAACACUCCAAUAAACUUGUGGAAGUUGCAAAUUUAGUGUGUAGCAUGUCUAAUAACGAGGACGGUGUGAAGAUGGUUCGAUUUGCAGCUGCUCAGUUGGAAAAUUUGUGCCCGGAAGUGAUAAAUGCAGCUAGAAUUUUGGCUGCAAGACCUAGAAGUAAAGUGGCACAAGAAAACAUGGAUGCAUUCAAACAACUUUGGGAAAAUCAAGUUCGUCUGUUAACUGAAGCUGUUGACGAUAUCACAACAAUCGAUGACUUCUUGGCCGUAUCAGAAAAUCAUAUUCUCGAGGAUGUUAAUAAGUGCGUGCUGGCUUUGCAAGAAGGUGAUUCCGAUACUUUGGACAGAACGGCCAGUGGUAUACAGGGCAGGUCUAACAGAGUCUGUAAUGUUGUUACUGCAGAAAUGGAUAAUUAUGAACCCUGCAUUUAUACCAAACGAGUUUUGGAGGCUGUAAAAGUGCUGAAUGAGCAAGUGAUGCCGAAGUUCACUCAAAGAGUUCAAGUAGCCGUUCAAGCUUUGUCCAGCUAUCCGCCAAAAGAGGUGGAUGAAAAUGAUUUUAUAGAUGCUUCAAGACUUGUUUAUGACGGAGUACGAGAGAUACGAAGAGCAGUUCUGAUGAAUAGGGCUGAUGAGGAUUUGGAUCCUGAAGAUGUUGAACUGGAUGAAAAUUACACAUUGGAAACUAGAAGUAAAUCAAGUGCUCAUACAGGAGAACACGGUGUUGAUGAAUAUCCGGAUAUUAGUGGAAUAACAACAGCCAGAGAGGCAAUGGGCAAAAUGCCUGAUGAAGAUAAAAAGAAAAUUUUGCAACAGGUGGAAUUCUUCAGGAGUGAAAAAUUGAAGUUUGACAAAGAGGUAGCAAAGUGGGACGAUGCUGGCAAUGACAUAAUCGUGUUGGCCAAACAUAUGUGCAUGAUAAUGAUGGAGAUGACUGAUUUUACUCGUGGACGUGGACCCUUGAAGACAACUAUGGACGUAAUUAAUGCUGCUAAAAAAAUUUCUGAAGCCGGAACAAAGUUGGACAAACUGACUCGACAAAUAGCAGAGCAAUGUCCCGAAAGUUCCACCAAGAAGGACUUGCUGGCUUAUCUACAAAGAAUUGCACUAUACUGUCACCAAAUGAAUAUAACAUCGAAAGUGAAGGCAGAUGUUCAAAAUAUUUCUGGCGAGCUCAUCGUUUCAGGCUUGGAUAGUGCAACUUCAUUAAUUCAAGCAGCCAAAAAUUUGAUGAAUGCAGUUGUAUUGACUGUUAAGGCCUCUUACGUGGCAUCAACGAAAUACCCAAGACAAGCUGGAACUGUGGCGUCUCCGAUUGUGGUUUGGAAGAUGAAAGCACCGGAGAAAAAACCUUUGGUAAGACCAGAAAAACCAGAAGAAGUUCGAGCCAAGGUGAGAAAAGGCUCACAGAAGAAGGUUCAAAACCCUAUUCAUGCACUGUCAGAGUUUCAGAGUGCAACUGAAUCGAUAUAA
Harmonia axyridis is the source of this 2353-nucleotide messenger RNA. Its product is annotated as catenin alpha-like. Lineage: Eukaryota; Metazoa; Arthropoda; Insecta; Coleoptera; Coccinellidae. Gene Ontology annotation, cellular component: catenin complex; adherens junction. Gene Ontology annotation, molecular function: beta-catenin binding; actin filament binding. The coding region runs from base 182 to 2353 and encodes 723 amino acids. Gene Ontology annotation, biological process: cell-cell adhesion; cell migration. The record is from RefSeq and is a predicted model, not a curated record. The transcript has 6 exons.